AUGCAGAUCAUGAAGGUAUCUGAGAUCAGUUUCGUCUUGGCAGUUGCCGCUGGUGCCUUGGCCUUGCCGGCGCAAGGAGAAAAUUCACUCAUGGCUCGUAAAUCUGGAGGGGAGAUGGCAAAGGGUGACGGCGAUCCGGUUGUGGACUACGUCAUUCCAAUCGACAAGCGCGACAAAGACCCGGUUGUGGACUACGUCAUUCCAAUUGACAAGCGCGAUGACGACCCGGUUGUGGACUAUGUUAUACCUAUCGACAAGCGCAAUGAGGGCCCUGUUGUGGAUUACGUCAUUCCAAUCGACAAGCGCGACGAAGACCCGGUUGUGGACUAUGUAAUCCCCAUUGACAAAUGA
Messenger RNA from Colletotrichum graminicola M1.001, 351 nucleotides. RefSeq lists its product as uncharacterized. Lineage: Eukaryota; Fungi; Ascomycota; Sordariomycetes; Glomerellales; Glomerellaceae. The transcript has 2 exons. Bases 1 to 351 code for a protein of 116 amino acids. The record is from RefSeq and is a predicted model, not a curated record.